Messenger RNA from Cottoperca gobio, 4292 nucleotides. Its product is annotated as synaptic vesicle membrane protein VAT-1 homolog. Gene Ontology annotation, biological process: negative regulation of mitochondrial fusion. Gene Ontology annotation, cellular component: mitochondrial outer membrane. The record is from RefSeq and is a predicted model, not a curated record. Lineage: Eukaryota; Metazoa; Chordata; Actinopteri; Perciformes; Bovichtidae. Gene Ontology annotation, molecular function: oxidoreductase activity.
AUUUUGACGUUGGUCACUUGUUGAGCGCAGCGCACACACCGGAGGAAACCCCGCAGAAAUAAUCUCAUUUUACAAAGGCUAGACUGUCUUCAGUGAGGGCCCUAUUUUAUGUCAGUUAUCACCAGAAAUAUUGACAUUCAACGGGACUGUUUGAUUUUUCCUUGAGUGCUUAUUUUCUUAAAAGAAACGCCCAGACAGGCUGCACUGUCUAGACUGAAAACAUUUUAAGGGCGCGCAUCACAAGUAGUUAUCAUGUCUGACGAAGAGGCUCCAACUCUGCAGCAACAACCUGAGCAGGAGAAGAAGCCCGACGAGCCUCCGCCGGCCGCUUCAGAAGCACCGCAGGAGUCCAGCCCUGCAGCCGAGGAGAAGACUCUCUCCAUCCGGGCUCUGGUGCUGACGGGGUACGGAGGCUACGAUAAAGUCAAGCUGCAGGUGAAGACGCAGAAGCAGCCGCAGCUGGAGGCAGGAGAAGUGCUGGUGCGCGUGAAGGCGUGCGGGCUGAACUUCGCCGAGCUGCUGGGCAAACAGGGGCUGUACGAGCUGCUGCCCGCCCCGCCUGUCACUCUGGGAAUGGAGGGCUCCGGGGUCAUUGAAGCAAUCGGGGGGGAUGUGAAAGACAGGAAGGUGGGGGAUCGAGUCAUCGUGUUGAUCCGCAGUGGCAUGUGGCAGGAAGUGGUUGUUGUGGCCGCCUUAAACACCUUCCCCAUGCCUGAGCAGAUGAGCUUUGAGGAAGGUGCUGCUCUCCCCAUUAACUACCUAACCGCCUACAUGAUGCUGUUUGAGAUGGCCAACGUGAGGCCAGGCAAGAGUGUUCUCGUCCACAUGGCGGCAGGAGGUGUUGGUGUCGCUGUUACCCAGCUGUGUCAGACCGUGUCAGAUGUGACUGUUUUUGGCACGGCAUCAGCCUCCAAACAUGAGACCAUUGCCCAAGGCGGGGUAACUCACCCCAUCGACUACCGCACCAAAGACUAUGUGGAGGAAAUCCGCAAAAUCAGCCCGAAGGGAGUGGACAUCGUCCUCGACCCACUCGGUGGUUCAGACACCCAGAAAGGCUUUAAUUUGUUGAAACCUUUGGGCAUGAUUAUAGUCUUUGGCGCGGCCAAUUGUGUGACAGGCCAGAAGAAGAACCUGUUGGCCAUGGCGAAGACCUGGUACAACCAGCUCUCUCUCAGCAUGCUCAAACUGAUGCAGACCAACAAGGGCGUCUGCGGCUUCCACCUGGGCUACAUCCCUGAUGAGCAGCUCGUCAGCAGGACUAUGCUCAAGCUGCUGGAGCUCUACGGGCAGGAGAUCAAGCCCCGCAUUGACUCGUGCUAUCACUUUGAAGAGGUGACUGACGCCAUGAAGCGCAUGCACGAACGCCAAAACAUCGGGAAAGUCAUCCUUCUUCCUGAAGCGAAGAAGGAGGAAGAGAAGCCAAAGUCCAACCCUGAGCCGGUGGAAAACGUGGAAAAAACUGAAGCUGCCGUCGACGUGAAGAAGGAAGAGACCACAGAGGAAGUCAAAGCCGAGGAUUGAGUAAGAGUGUUUAUUCGAAUGAUAUUUUCAAGCACUUCCUGAACGAGUUCCCUAUUGUUCACUUGUCAAAGAGAGAAGAAGAAAAAAACAAGAUGCCAUGAAUUCUUUGACUUUGUCAUGUUCUCAAAUGUGUAAUAAGAUUUGUCGUGCAAUAUGUCUAUAGUGUAGUAUCUAUGUUGGAAAAACUUGUGUUUGAAUAAAAACUAACUGUUAUUUGACAUGACGUGAGGAAUAAUGUAUUCUGAUUACAGAUGUUUGUUAAAAAUGACAAAAUGAUGUCCACAUGACAACCACUCGGCAACAGCGGAAACAAAAUAUUUGUAAACAAACAUGAAACUUCUAAGAAAUAAUCCCAAAAAUGUCUCUAUACAUUGAGUUAUGAGUAGAAAAUGUCAAAAGUAAAAGUCCGCUUUGUAUCAAUCAGUCAAAUCAGGAUUCAGAUUACCCAUAAUGCACUGCAGCCGACAUUAUAUACUACAUUGCAGCAUGCGAGUGGAAACACAGCUAUUUGUAUAUUGCUCAUACAAAUCUUAAAUGAGGUAAAGAAGGAUAUAGUAACCAUUUUAAAUGACAACCAAACGAGUAUUACUAUUUAAUUAUACGCUUAAUUGUGUAGCAAAGAUCUUAAUUAAUUUGGGAUCCAAUGCAAGACACGUAUUCUUAACUGUAAGAAGAAAAAGCGUCUUCUGCAUACUAACCAAACUUCAAAUCUGGCAACGUAAUUUGAAUGUAAUCAGAAUAUAUUACUGAGUUUUGGUGAUUUCUUGGAUCCUUUUACAGAUUAUUAAUUUGAAGAAAUUAGUAAUUUUACUCAAACUUGCCAACUAAAGCCUGUCCGUAUCAGUAAACACUAGUGUAAGACUUGUUGGGAAUCGUUAGCGUUGAUGAAUGUUGUAAGACGAUAGUGUUUCUUUGGAAAGUCCAGGUCAAUAUUGUAUUGUAGUUUUAACUUGUUGUAUUUUCUCACAUAUUUGUGUCGACUUUAAAGCCAGCUUUCGCCACUGCCGUCGAGCCAACUGAAUAACAAUUAGCGGGACUUCCUUGCCUCUCGUCGCCUGGGUGUUUUCUUCCAAACAAUGUCCUGCUGAACUUCAGAUAAAACAGUUUGGCAAGCCGUGUUGAAGAAGGGUUUUCUCACCUUGAUUGAUUUAGCUGAUUUCUUAAAUCCUGCGUUGCCCCUAAAAAAAUAUAUAUACACACACAAAAAGUUAUGAAGAAAAACUGUGAUGAUUGUUUGCCAGUAUGUCUGUGCUCUAUACGUAAUCAUUUAGCUCCUGCAGUAUAGUGAUGGAUUAUAAAGUUUCAAUUUUCUUCACAAUAAUCUUUUUUUUUUUUUCUUUUUCUUUGAAUGGAUGACUUCAACUAGUGGGCUCAGUAAUUCAGAUGUUUUGUCCAGCUGUGGGUGUAAUUCAAUGCUGUGACGCAGAAGACACUACCGAAGCACAAGAGACAGAGUUUUCCUUCCAUCCACACCCGAGCGGCUGCUCACAUUCUUCUCUCCACCCUCUCAGUCCUGCUUUCUGUCUCGCUCUGGCUCUCAAAACUCUCCCUCUCCUGCAUAUCUUGUUUUGAAGGGGGGAAAAAAGCACUUGUAACAAAGUUUCACAGAUAAUUCUUUAUGCUAUUUACAUUUGUGACUUUUUUUUUUUGUAUUAAGUUUGGCCAGGCUUCUGUCUCCUGAGUAUGAAGUAAUAUCUGAUGUGGAUUUUCAGUGGGAACUGGCUCAUAGCGAAUAUGUGUUCAAAAAAUCCCAGUGUUUUUAUCCUUUUUAAACUUUCUUUGGCGUGUUGCUCUACCCACAAGUCUGAUGUUUGCCUGCACGGUAGAUGGAAAUGUUACAAUUUAACUACUGAACCAAAUAGUCGAGGAGUUUUAUGAGCAUGCUGAGUUGAUCUGAGCAGAUUGUUCUCCAGAUGUUAAAGAGCAGUUUAAAACAAACCUCUGCCAAAUCCUCUUUGGUCUUUUCAUUUCUGAAAUGCUAUAAGAUUUGACAUGUUUAGCAUAAUUGCAGUGACAGCCAGGAAAUGUAGCUACAUAACUAACUGCAUUAUGCUUUUGUACAUAAAUGUAACCUUCAAAAGUGCCAUGUUCCCAUAAUAAUUUGACAACAAUAUACACAAAUUGAGACAGACUCAUGCAGCGAGGGACAUCUAGUGGUGAAAUUGUGCCUUUUUAAAUAAAUAAUUAAAAUACUUUUCACAAUGUUGCCUCUGAACAAAAUGCAGCCUGCCUUGUCAAAUGUAAAACAUCAGUAUUACAAUUUAGCCUCGUAGGUUCUACAAAUGUUUUAUAAUCACAUUUGUAAAACAUUACUAUAGCUAUUCAAAUUAAUUUGUAAAAACUCAUAAUGACCCAUUCAAAGAUUCGAGCAUGCUUUAUCACUCUUUCAAACAUGUACAAAAGCCACCGCAUUAGAUUUGCAUAUAAUUAAUAUUACAUCAUUAAUAGGAUUAUGAUCAUGCUGUGUGCUGAGCCUGUUAAUCUCUCCGUGUUGUUAACCAUGUUUAGCUACAAACCAUUUUUAAGUCUCAAUAAGUGAAACAUUUGAUGUGUUGCUGCAUUCAUGAUGGUGUUCAAACAACGCUGCCUUUUUUUCCAUUUUUUAUACACGCUUUAUGCACACUUGCCUUCUGUGUUAAAUGGCGCUAACAUGUAUGUAUUAUUAAAGUGUUAUUGCAUAAUGUUCCUCUAAACUUGCAAAUUACGUAAUGGUUUACGUAAAGUGUUCCUCUGUGAUUGUGUAUCGACCUAAAUAAAACCAAGAAUACAAA